CAUGGUUGUCUUAACUGUAACGUUUAAAACCCCAAAACGACAACGCAUCAACACAAAACAGCACAAAAGGCUCCACCAACACCAGACCCUUUUUCCGCUAUUUCCAGCUCUGUCGGACCCAAUUCGGGCGCCCACCUUGGUCCCGGACCUCCGCAUUUCCACCAUCGCCACCGCCACCUCUCACUCUCUCACUGCGCCCUCCUCCGAGUCCUCACCGGAGAUGGCGAAGGCUUCCAAGGGCCACCACGAUGAAUUUGAAGACGACGAUGAGGUGUCUCAUGGAGGGGAAUUUGCAGUGAAGGUAGAAGGGCAAGGCAGGGAGAAGAACCGCUCCAAGCAUUCCGAAACCGAGCAGCGUAGGAGGAGCAAGAUUAAUGAGAGAUUUCAGAUGUUGAGAGAUAUCAUUCCCCAAAAUGAUCAGAAAAGAGAUAAGGCUUCAUUGUUGUUGGAGGUUAUAGAGUAUAUACAAUUUUUACAGGAGAAGGUAAAUUUGUACGAGGGGUCGUACCAAGGAUGGAGUCCAGAGCCGACAAAACUGGUGCCAUGGAAAAGUCAUAACAGGUCUGGAGAAAAUUUUGCAGAUCAGUCUCAAGUUAUGAACGAUGGUUCGGGUCAUGAGAAUAAUGUGGUUGUCUCACCAGCAAUGAUUCCAAACUCUCAAAAUUCAGUGGAAUCUAACUUGGGCUCUGCUGUUGCUUACAAAGCACUGGAUCACAUCGCUGGGCUAGCUACUCAAUCAGUUCCUAAUGUGCAACAACAAAGCAUCUUUGACUCUGUUGGGAGUGGAGUACCCACACAGCCCUUGCAGGAAUCUAUUACUGAUGCUCAGAACAUGGCUUGUCGACCCCAAUUCCCAUCGUGGGCGGGUAUAACAUCUUCAACCGUAUCAGAUGGUAAACUGAACAAACAUGAUGAACAUAGUGGAUCUGGUAGCAUCUCAAGUGCUUACUCUCAAGGGGUUUUGAACAAUCUGACGCAGGCACUGCAAUCUGCUGGUCUGGACUUGUCCCUGGCCAGUAUCUCUGUUCAAAUGGAUGUUGUGAAUCGAGCAGACAGUGGGCUGACAUCUGUAGCAUCUAGUUCGAAGGCACAUGUGAACCAAUCCAUGAACAAUCAAAUGAUGACACAGGCUCAAGUAAGUAGCUGUGAUGGGGGACUUGAACUGGCGCAUAAGCGGUUCAGAACAAGAGAAAGCUAGACUAGAUAGUUUAUAGCUUUUCUUAAAUCUUCUUAUUUUUGGUUUUCGUGGUUUUAUUGGGGGUGAGGGUACUCGGGCGGGUGACAUUUUGUUUCAAAAAUUACAUGGUCAACAGAACAACUAGGUUCAGGUCAGUCAUUUGUAUAUGGUUUGUGCCCCCCUGUGCAUGGAGUUUCAUAGGUAGAUAUGUCAGAUGUUUUGUUGAUACCUUGAAGUUUCAGAUGGAUGAUUCCAUGCAUAUAGCGAGGAGCGUGUUUCUGUUCUAGUCUGUGUUUUAAAGAACUCUUUACAUAUAUGAAUUUUAUCGUUAAUCCUUGA
Molecule: messenger RNA, 1516 nt
Organism: Malus domestica (apple)
Lineage: Eukaryota; Viridiplantae; Streptophyta; Magnoliopsida; Rosales; Rosaceae
Product: transcription factor BIM2-like
Biological process (GO): DNA-templated transcription
Molecular function (GO): DNA-binding transcription factor activity; protein dimerization activity
Source: RefSeq, a predicted model, not a curated record